This is a messenger RNA of Caenorhabditis elegans, 735 nucleotides long. It is a transcript of the gene phf-31, whose product is annotated as Zinc finger PHD-type domain-containing protein. Lineage: Eukaryota; Metazoa; Nematoda; Chromadorea; Rhabditida; Rhabditidae. The record is from RefSeq and is marked reviewed. Bases 16 to 522 code for a protein of 168 amino acids. The transcript has 5 exons.
AGACCACUUUCGACAAUGUGUGAUCAUCCCCGCAUAUUCCAGAUGCAUCUCAUAGAACGGGCUUCAAAAGUGUACAAAUGGACAGAAACAGCCGAUUCUAUAAUUGUCGACGAUCAAUUUGGAACUUACAUCUCCGAGCGAAUCAGUAGUUGGCGAAAGAUUCUGGCAGAAUCUCGUGAGGUUGUACUCUCAUACCCCGAAGAUAGUGAUAGUGAUUCUCCAGGACCUUCAUCAGUGGAUGCACGUAAAGUGCCAAAGAGCGAAGCGAAAAAACGUGGACGUGAAAACAAAAAACUGGUGCACAAUGACUCAAGUGAGAACAAGGAACCUUCAGAAUCGCCGACGGCUGACCCAACAAUGAAAAAGCCGCUUUGGCCGUGCGCAGUCUGCAACGCGAGUGCUAAAUUUGGCAGUUGUAAAUGCAAAGGAUGUGAUCAGUGGAGCCACUUGACUUGUGUUGGAAUUAAAAUGAAGGACUUCACUGAAGGCUGGAAAUGUGGCGCAUGUUGCGCACAAGAAUGAACACUGUUCUCAUCACCAGUGCUUUUAGACGUAUAAUAUUGUACAUUUCAGUAAUUGUUGCUCUCAUGUUGUAGACGGGUAAUGUCUUACUUUCUUGGUGAUAGAAUCUGAAUUUCUACUGUUGUUUUAAUUAUUUACGAGUGUGUCACUGUACUGAAACUCGAUUUGUAAUAUUUUUGUGCUAAUACAAAGAUACAUUCUUUUUUGCUUUUU